UGUCUGUUCUUUCUGCUCGUUUGUGUAUUUAUUUUUCACUUAUUUCGAUAAAGAGUUCUUUCGGUACAUUUUCAGCAAGUAUCGAUCGGUUCACGUUUGCUGGCCUUCACACUGUGAAAGUAUAGAGGGCCGAUGUCCGCGCAUGCGCAGCGCGCGCGUCCUUUGGGCCGUUGCUGUUGGAGCGGGAAUACGCGUAGCGGUUGACUGACAGCAGCACAUCUCUCACCUUUAACGGUCCUACAGCUGAAAUAACAACACAGCAUGCCUCGAGAAAUCAUCACCCUGCAGCUUGGACAGUGCGGGAAUCAGAUUGGUUUUGAGUUUUGGAAGCAGCUGUGUGCUGAGCAUGGCAUCAGCCCGGAGGGCAUCGUAGAGGAGUUUGCCACUGAGGGCACAGACCGGAAAGAUGUCUUCUUCUAUCAGGCAGAUGAUGAGCACUACAUCCCUCGUGCUGUGCUGUUGGACCUGGAGCCCCGAGUCAUCCACACCAUCCUGAACUCUCCCUACGCCAACCUGUACAACCCCGAGAACAUCUACCUGUCUGAGCAUGGCGGUGGAGCCGGGAACAACUGGGCCAGUGGCUUCUCUCAGGGAGAAAAAAUCCAUGAGGACAUCUUUGACAUCAUUGACAGAGAGGCAGAUGGCAGUGACAGUCUGGAGGGGUUUGUGCUUUGCCACUCUAUCGCUGGGGGAACAGGAUCUGGUCUCGGGUCCUACCUACUGGAGCGACUGAACGACAGGUAUCCUAAAAAACUGGUUCAGACCUACUCUGUCUUUCCUAACCAAGAUGAGAUGAGUGAUGUUGUCGUACAGCCGUAUAAUUCUCUACUGACGCUAAAAAGACUGACCCAGAAUGCAGACUGUGUGGUGGUGCUGGACAAUACAGCUUUGAACAGAAUCGCAACCGACCGGCUGCACAUUCAGAACCCCUCAUUCUCUCAGAUCAACCAACUGGUGUCCACUAUAAUGUCAGCAAGCACAACAACCCUCCGUUACCCUGGAUAUAUGAACAAUGAUCUGAUUGGUCUGAUUGCAUCACUCAUCCCCACUCCCCGCCUCCACUUCCUCAUGACUGGAUACACACCGCUGACCACCGAUCAGGCCGUGGCAAGUGUGAGGAAGACUACAGUUCUUGAUGUGAUGAGGAGACUCCUGCAGCCCAAGAAUGUCAUGGUGUCCACAGGCCGAGACCGUCAGACCAAUCAUUGCUACAUUGCCAUUCUCAACAUCAUUCAGGGAGAGGUGGACCCCACACAGGUCCACAAGAGUCUACAGAGAAUCAGGGAGAGGAAGCUAGCUAAUUUUAUCCCAUGGGGUCCGGCUAGUAUUCAGGUGGCACUGUCCCGCCGAUCCCCCUACCUGCCCUCAGCUCAUCGUGUCAGUGGUCUUAUGAUGGCUAAUCACACCAGCAUCUCUUCAUUGUUUGAGCGUACCUGUCGUCAGUACGAUAAGCUGAGGAAGAGGGAGGCCUUCCUCGAGCAGUUCAGGAAGGAGGACAUAUUCAAGGACAACUUCGACGAGCUGGAUAACUCUCGUGAGGUGGUUCAGCAGCUCGUGGACGAAUACAGCGCCGCCACACGUCCCGACUACAUCUCCUGGGGCACACAAGAGUAGUGAAACCCCCUCCGCUCACUCCCUAAAGCUCUUAGAGCGGAAACUCAUCCUGUAAAAUACACAAUGACUCCAGUAGCUUAUAACAGAAUUUCAGUAGUGAACGCACCUCCAUACUGUUCUGUCAGAGGCUUCUCUGCAUUACCGCUGUGGUGAGAACCACUCACAUAUGUAUAUACAUGUCAUUUGUCAUGUUUACGGGCCUACAGAAGAGUUCUUCAUAACCUGGUGCCUCUAUCCUGAGCUGUAACUUCCACUCUUUCUCCCUCUCCUCCCGAUCUCCUUGAUUUCUUUGAUCAGAGAAUUUAUGGCUCUGUCUUAAUCUAUUUUUGUACUGCACUCUGCACUCUUCUGCACAAAAUCUACAUCAAUCUACUUCAAGGUGGCCUUCACACAGACUUCCCUGACCACACACACAUUGGACGUCUACACCGAUAAGACUGGGUGGUCUCAGAUGAAUGUAACUGUAGGGAGGGAGUGUGAAAGAUUAAGCCUCUAAGAAGAGAUCAGACUAGAAGCAGCUUAUGAAUACACCAUCUCACUCCCUCAUGUUCACGCAUGCAUGCUUUUAGACAAAAGGCGCUUGCUUUCAGGGGAUAGACUAUGAUUGUGCGAUUUAAUCAAUUUUCCUCUCGGUCUCGUUGUCACGGAUUACUCUCGAAGAGUUUUGAGAGUGGAUCAGUAAAGUCAAGUGUUAUGCUGUACCUCAAUCCAUCCAAUCGGCAAACCCUCAUCGGGUUCUUCUAGUCAAUCAAAUCAGUGAAGUUACCUCAAAGUCUGGCAGAAUCAAUCCCAACGCAUCAUGUUUCUUCAUUUGAAUAAUUUCCUCUUUUGCUCCAGUCUUCCUUGUGCUGGAGUGAAACUGAAGUCUCAAUGCUUUUUUUUCCUCGGUUACCACAUGUUAUUUUUAUUAAUGUUAUACUGUGUAUAUAGUUUGCUGUCAGACUUGAUGCAUUUUCUUGAAGUUCAUGAGUUUGAAUAAAUAUUUACAUAGUUUCCAAAUACUGAUUACCCUCAAAACCGUCUGUGCUCAUGUCAUAGUCACUCACAUUUGUCAUUUGACCUUAAAACACGAAAUGUCUCUGAUAUUAAUGCCUUUACCUUCGAUUACCUCUUUGGUCUUCGUUUCAUAUUCCAAUACUUGCGACAGAUACUGAUAAGCUGAGUCAAGGACAUACACUAUAUCAGGUGAGUCCAAUUCUGCUCCUGGAGGGCUUUGUUUAGCACCUACCUGUCUUAACACACUUGUCUGGUAGUUUCUAGUAAUCCUGAAGACCUUGAUUAGCUGCUUAAGGUGUGUUUAAUUAGGAUGGUAGCCCUCCAGGAACAGGAUAGGACACCCCACAUGGUAGCAGUUACACUUUCUUCCAAAGUGUCUUCCAAAGCAGUUUCUGUUGCAGACAUUUCGUGUCUCUCCAGUGGAAUUUUUUUAUUAGGGACACGCUGGUCCCAAAAUGUAAUUUCAUAUAUCAAAUCAAGUGACCGUUUCUCAGAACUGCAUGUUACUUUCCUUGUAACUGCCAUGUUUAUUUUCAACAGUUGGUUUCUUUUCUGCUCAACAUUAUAGGAUCUUGAUACCUUGUUUAAUUUAAUGCAUUUAAUUUUUUAAUAAAGCUUGAAAACAUGACAAACAGGCAAAA
Messenger RNA from Cyprinus carpio (common carp), 3251 nucleotides. Its product is annotated as tubulin gamma-1 chain. The record is from RefSeq and is a predicted model, not a curated record. Gene Ontology annotation, cellular component: gamma-tubulin complex; centrosome; cytoplasm. Gene Ontology annotation, biological process: mitotic sister chromatid segregation; microtubule nucleation; mitotic cell cycle. Gene Ontology annotation, molecular function: GTP binding; structural constituent of cytoskeleton. Lineage: Eukaryota; Metazoa; Chordata; Actinopteri; Cypriniformes; Cyprinidae.